Molecule: messenger RNA, 1941 nt
Organism: Triticum aestivum (bread wheat)
Lineage: Eukaryota; Viridiplantae; Streptophyta; Magnoliopsida; Poales; Poaceae
Product: PR5-like receptor kinase
Exons: 1
Coding region: 1-1941 (646 amino acids)
Biological process (GO): protein phosphorylation
Molecular function (GO): protein kinase activity; ATP binding
Source: RefSeq, a predicted model, not a curated record
AUGGCAGUGGCGAGUACCUCUCCGGCUCUCUCUCUCCCGCCUCUCCUUCUCGUCCUCCUACUCCUCGCUGCCACCAGCGAGGCCACCAAAUUUAGUGUCAUCAACCGAUGCUCCUACACCGUGUGGCCAGCCGCUGUUCCGGUUGGUGGUGGCGUGAAGCUCGAUCCGGGGGAGACGUGGGAGAUGGACGUUCCCGCUGGCACCAUGGGCGGGCGCAUCUGGGCACGCACAGACUGCUCAUUCCAGGGCGAAGGCAACGGGUCGUGCCAAACUGGCGACUGCGGCGGCUUGCUUGCCUGUAAGGGCAAUGGUCAGCCGCCCAACACGCUGGGCGAGUUCACGCUUGGCCAAAACCAAACGAACGACUUCUUCGACAUCUCCCUCCUCGACGGCUUCAACGUGCCCAUGGAGUUACUGCCGGUGCAGGUUCAGGGAAGGUCAGGGUGCGGCAAGGGGCUGCGCUGCGCAGCCAACAUCACAUCACAGUGCCCGGGCGACCUGAAGGCUCCGGGGGGUUGUAACAAUGCGUGCACAGUGUUCAAGCAGGACAUGUACUGCUUUAAUGGAAGCAAGACAAGCAACCCCACAAAUUACUCGAAAUUCUUUAAAUGGAUGUGCCCAGAUGCCUACAGCUACCCUGACGAUGGUUUCACCAGAACUUUCAAUUGCCCGUCAGGUACCAACUACCAGGUCAUCUUUUGUCCCCUUUUUAAUCAAGCACUAUCGCCGACCCAGGUAACACCUCCGACACCAAGUACUCUGCCUGCAGCUACCGGGCCAACAAGCAUGAAACCGAAAUCCUCUGCUACAAGAAGAAUUGUUGCAAUUCUAGCUCCUGUAGGCGGCUUCAUUUUGCUCACCAUCGUGUUCCUCAUCAUCUUCUUUAUAUGUAAACGAAGAACACAACGACAACAUGGGAUGGAAGAAGAGGAAGAGUUUGGGGAGCUACAAGGAACACCAAUGAGGUUCACAUUUCAACAGCUAAAAGCAGCAACCGAGCAAUUCACAGACAAGCUUGGGGAAGGAGGAUUUGGGUCUGUUUUCAAGGGACAAUUUGGUGAUCAAAGGAUUGCAGUGAAACGUUUGGAUCGAACUGGUCAGGGCAAAAGUGAAUUUUCGGCAGAGGUUCAGACAAUUGGCAGCAUUCAUCAUAUUCAUCUGGUGAGAUUGAUUGGUUUCUGUGCAGAGAAAUCCCAUAGGCUCUUGGUAUAUGAGUACAUGCCCAAAGGAUCCUUGGACAGAUGGAUUUAUUGUCGACAUGACAAUGAUGCCCCUCCUUUAGAUUGGAGCACGCGGUGCAAGAUUAUAACUCACAUAGCUAAGGGCCUCUCUUAUCUUCAUGAGGAGUGCACAAAAAGAAUUGCUCAUUUGGAUGUCAAACCGCAAAAUAUUCUCUUAGAUGACAACUUUGAUGCUAAACUUUCUGAUUUUGGACUAUGCAAGCUCAUCGACAGGGAUAUGAGCCAAGUGGUUACCAGAAUGAGAGGCACACCUGGAUAUUUAGCUCCUGAAUGGUUGACAUCACAGAUCACGGAAAAGGCGGAUAUCUACAGCUUUGGCAUCGUGGUCAUGGAAAUCAUCAGUGGAAGAAAGAACCUUGACACUUCCCGGUCAGAAGAGAGCGUCCAUCUCAUCACCCUAUUGGAGGAAAAGGUGAAGAAUGAUCAGUUGGUAGAUUUGAUUGACAAUAACAGUAACGACAUGCAAGCACACAAGCAAGAUGUAAUUCAGAUGAUGAUGCUUGCAAUGUGGUGCUUGCAGAUUGAUCGCAAAAAAAGGCCUAAAAUGUCGGAGGUGGUAAGAGUAUUGGAAGGUACCAUGAAAGCAGACCUCAACAUAGAACAUGAGUUUGUUGUAACAACUCCGGCAAAUUUUAGUAGCACAGGAAAUGUGAGCUCUUCAGCUCCACCUCUAGCCUCAGAUGUAUCAGGCCCCAGGUGA